Messenger RNA from Calidris pugnax (ruff), 2552 nucleotides. RefSeq names its product protein O-glucosyltransferase 1 (gene POGLUT1). Lineage: Eukaryota; Metazoa; Chordata; Aves; Charadriiformes; Scolopacidae. Gene Ontology annotation, molecular function: UDP-xylosyltransferase activity; UDP-glucosyltransferase activity. Gene Ontology annotation, cellular component: endomembrane system. The record is from RefSeq and is a predicted model, not a curated record. Gene Ontology annotation, biological process: protein O-linked glycosylation; positive regulation of Notch signaling pathway. The coding region runs from base 1 to 1164 and encodes 387 amino acids. The transcript is spliced from 11 exons.
AUGGGGCGGGCGGCGGUGGCCCUGUGGGUUCUGGCGGUGGCUGUGUGGCGGACGGAGCUCGCCGCGGCAGAUGCCAAGUGGAAAACGAUAACGGAGCAAAUUAAGAAAGCUGUGGAAGUCUAUGAGCCCUGUGUAAAGGAAAAUUGCAGCUGCCACCAAAGGGUCUGGAAGCAGGACCUGGCUCCUUUUCAAGGUGGCAUUUCCAAGGAGAUGAUGUCGGAUGUGGUGAGCCGGAAGCUCGGGACACAUUACCAAAUCAUUAAGAACAAAUUGUACCGUGAGCAGGACUGCUUGUUCCCUGCAAGAUGCAGUGGAGUUGAGCACUUCCUUCUGGGGAUCAUCAACCGCCUCCCUGACAUGGAAAUGGUGAUCAAUGUGCGAGACUACCCCCAGGUUCCCAAGUGGAUGAAGCCCAUUAUCCCAGUCUUCUCCUUCAGUAAGACACCUGAAUACAAUGAUAUCAUGUAUCCUGCCUGGACAUUUUGGGAAGGAGGACCAGCCGUUUGGCCAAUUUACCCUACAGGCUUAGGGCGCUGGGACCUCAUGAGAGAGGACCUCAGAAGAUCUGCAGAAAAAUGGCCAUGGAUGAAAAAAAUCUCUAAAGGAUAUUUCCGAGGAUCCAGAACGAGCCCUGAGAGAGAUCCCCUCAUUCUACUGUCCCGAGAAGACCCAGAACUUGUUGAUGCUGAGUACACUAAAAACCAGGCUUGGAAAUCUGAGAAGGACACCUUAGGGAAGCCUCCUGCAAAGGAAAUUCCACUGGUUGAUCACUGCAAAUACAAGUAUCUGUUUAAUUUCCGGGGAGUGGCGGCCAGUUUCCGGUUGAAACACCUUUUCUUAUGUGGUUCACUCGUCUUUCACGUUGGAGAAGAGUGGCUGGAGUUCUUCUACCCCCAGCUGAAGCCUUGGGUCCACUACAUCCCCGUCCGAUCAGACCUCUCUAACGUCAGGGAGCUGUUGCAAUUUGUAAAGGAAAAUGAUGCCAUAGCCCAAGAAAUUUCAGAGAGGGGACGCCAAUUCAUCACCGAGCACUUGCAGAUGGAGGAUGUCUCUUGCUACUGGGAGCAUCUGCUGUCUGAAUAUUCCCAAGCCUUGACUUACAAAGUGAAAAGGAGGAAGAGCUACAGCGAGAUCGCUCCUGAACGGCUGAAAACAGAAUUGUAGAGACUUCUCUGUUUUUCCCUUCAGCUCAAACUGAUCUCAGUGGAAAUCUGAAGAUCAGUGUAUCUUCUUUCUUGGUCUCUCAGACUUCUUAUCCUUUCCACUAGAACUACAGAGAACAGCAAUAGGGUAACUUUGAAAUGGUUCCCAUCCAGUGGGAGCUGGUCGUAGCGUCGCCCUGAGAACAUUAAGUAGAAUGUUGGAUUAUGGUGAUUUUAAUGGGGUGGUUAUGCUCCUGUCUGGAAGAGGGUUGUUAGCAUUUGGGACUUAGUUACUACUUGUCUCAGAAUGAUCCUAAAUCCCAUGUGGGCAAUGAGAAGACUUCCUGUUAACGUUACUGGACUUUCAACCAAGUCCUCUCUACUUGUGGGCAAGGUACACUCAGCUGGGAGACACGUGCCCCCUUUUUUGGCAAAUGGUGAAUGUUUUCUCACCUGUGUGACAGCACUUGGGAUAUUAGGUGUUGCCUGACAGAAGCAGGUACUACUGGGAUUUUGGGUAACUUUUUUUAGGUAGUUUAGAGAUCACUUUUCUGAUGCUUCUGUCAGGUUUUUAAAGAGCUUGAUGGUAAGGCUUUGAUAUGCCACUGAAAGGACAAAUGGUCCUUGCACAGUUAACCUACCUACCUCAUAGAGGAGUGGCCAGUGAUGAUGAUGAUGGUGCCACAGUGCUAAGCCAGAGAAGCAGACACUCGAGCAGUUGGCAACUGAUCUAAAGACGGUUCCUCCUCCAGCAGAUGAGCUGGGUGCCCACACAGCCACGCAGAACUGAGCCCCUGUUAACAAGCUGUUCCCGCUUGGCUGGCCAGAUACACUGUCCCUGGGUUCUUAAGUGUAUGCAGAGGUAGUCAGCUCUUCUUUUUUUCCAGAUGUUCACAGAUUCUCUGCUCUGAUCCCCUUCUGUAAUCUUUCCAGGGUUGGUUUUGGGUCUGGGUUGUUUUUUGUUUUUUUUUUUUUUUGAGCUGGUAGCAUGUCUGCUGGCUUCAGUAUUUGCUUUUCUUUCCCACUGCUGUUACACUUCUUUUCUCACGUCUUUCACCCUGGUUGAAGGAAUGUCUUCAGCCACACAACGGCAGCUGCUCCUCACAUUGCUCGUUUCGGGGUCAGUCACAGGUUGCUUGCACUCACUGUAUUUAUGCCAUUACAGGCUGCUCAGCCCAGAGGGAAUGUGACUUCCCAAACGCUUUGUGUCCCCUGGGUUGGGAGAGCCCUGCUAGCAAGCAACAUCUUCCCAGGCAUCCAGGCAGGUGCUUAGAAGAGCGUGGGCAGCAGCGCAGGAUCCCAGGGGAGCCACUGCCUCCAAUGGGAACACCCUUAGAAUCAUAGAAUUGUCUAGGUUGGAAGGGAACUUUAAGAUCACCUAGUCCAACCAUCAACCUAACUCUGAUUUAA